Molecule: messenger RNA, 21022 nt
Organism: Branchiostoma floridae (Florida lancelet)
Lineage: Eukaryota; Metazoa; Chordata; Leptocardii; Amphioxiformes; Branchiostomatidae
Product: microtubule-associated protein futsch-like
Biological process (GO): microtubule-based movement; regulation of apoptotic process
Molecular function (GO): ATP binding; microtubule motor activity; microtubule binding
Source: RefSeq, a predicted model, not a curated record
GAACUCUCGGAUUUCAAACCGUGUGUGAAGUGAGUGAGGCCGCGCGCAGUGUUGUACCGUACGGACUACGGCCUGGGGUUUUGCCACGGAUUUACACGAUUCCAAUGGAUAUACAACGGACACAACAUUGAAGAUGACUUGAGUCACAAGCACAAGAGUGGAUAUUUCGCCAUGGCGAACGUGAAAGUGGCCAUCCGAGUCCGACCGCUGAGUAAGCGGGAACUCGAUGCCAAGGCACAGUUUAUUAUACAGAUCAACGAAAACACAACGUCAGUUACCAACAUCAAGCUGGAUGGCACCCAGGAAGGCUACGGAGACACGCGGGAAAGGCUGAAACAUUUUGUUUUCGACUAUUCCUACUGGUCUGUGGACCAGAACUCACCAGACUAUUCUGCACAGGAACAGAUCUUCCAAGACCUUGGCACAGAUGUACUUGCAUCUGCAUUUGAAGGCUACAAUGCUUGUGUGUUUGCCUAUGGACAGACAGGAACAGGCAAAACCUACACCAUGAUGGGAGACACUGAUAGACUGGGUCUUAUACCAAGGAUAAGUGAGGGUUUGUUUUCAAGAAUAGACGACCAUGUAGGAGAGCGUGUUACCUUCAAGACAGAAGUCAGCUACCUGGAAAUUUACAAUGAAAGGGUCAGGGACCUGUUGUGCCAUCCUGGUGCCAAGGCAAACACCUAUAGUCUCAAGGUGCGGGAACACCCAGAGAAGGGGCCUUAUGUACAAGAUUUAUCAAGACAUUUAGUAUCAGACUACACCUCAUUAGAAAGGCUCAUUCAAAGGGGCAAUGAAAAUAGAACAACUGCUGCCACCUACAUCCAUGACCUCAGCAGCAGAUCACAUGCAAUAUUCACCAUUUACUUCUCUCAGGCCAAAUUAGAAGACAAUCUUCCACGUGAGGUAGUUAGCAAAAUUCACCUUGUAGAUUUAGCUGGAAGUGAAAGGGCUGACCCAAACUACCACAAAGACAGGUUAAAAGAAGGUGCAAAUAUCAACAAAUCUCUGGUAACUCUAGGAACAGUCAUUUCUGCACUAGCCUACCAACAGGAGAAGGGCGUUACAAGUUCGCCCUGGACAUCUGAGAACUCCCUGCUGUCAGCCAGUACGGAGAGUUUCGGCAGUAUCGGGGAUGACCUGGGCUCCUCUGUCGGCAAGGCUGGGAAGAAGAUGGCUUUUAUCCCCUACAGGGACUCUGUACUGACGUGGCUCCUCAAGGAUAGCCUAGGUGGAAACGCAAAGACAAUCAUGAUAGCAGCCAUCUCCCCUGCCAGCAUCUGUUACAGUGAAACCAUCAAUACCCUAAGAUAUGCCAGAAGAGCCAAGAGGAUUGUCAACAGACCCAAGAUCAAUGAGGAUCCUAAUGUACGACUGAUCAGGGAACUCAGGGCAGAAAUCGGGAGAUUAAAGAAACUGCUGCAGAACCACGACAUGGCAAGGUUAUACCUAAUGAAUGGACACAGCUCGUACAACAAGAGGAGCUCCAGUAUGUCUCUUAACGAGGACAGGAACCAAGUCAUCACUGAGAUGCUCAUGAGAAAUGAAGAAAAGGUAGAGCAGCUGACGAAGGACUGGUCAGACAAGUGGGAGGAGACCCAGUCCAUAAUACAGGAGACACGGUUGGGCAUCCGCAGACCCAGCAGUGUAGGUGUGAUCGUGGAGUCACAACUACCUCACCUGAUAGGCAUGGAUGAUGACAUGCUGUCCACAGGCAUCGUUAUCUAUCACCUGAAGGAUGGAAAAACUAUCAUCGGGACAGAGGAGAAUGAAGAUGAACCAGAUAUUGUCCUAGAUGGCCCCUUCAUGGAGAAGGAGCACUGUGUGAUCAGGAAUGAGAACAACACAGUUUACCUCCAUCCUAUAAACGGUGCUGCCUGUGCAGUCAAUGGCAUGGACAUCACCACACCUAUCAGGCUGAAGCAAGGUGCAGUGAUUCUGCUGGGCAAAAUGCACAUGUUCAGGUUUAAUAACCCCUUUGAAGCCGCUCGCCUCAGAAGGGAGAGAAGUACAGGAAGUAUGAAUGGAGUUGGACUGGGUAGCACAAUGUCCCUGAACUCAGAUGGAGAGGGAGAGUCCCCCCCUCCCCUCAUCCCAUCACCUAUCUCACCCAGGAGUGUUCUCAGCCUAUCGUGGGAGUGGGAACGCUACCAGAGGGUCGAGGCAGAGAAGGUGGAGGAGGCAAGACGUCAGUUGGACGAGCUCCACCAGCAGCGGCUGCUGGCAGAAGAGGAACACCAGCGUCUGCAGGCUGAGAUGGCAGAGAAGCAGAAGGCCCAUCAGGAAGCCAUCGACAGACAGAGAGCACUACUGGAGAGACUCAGGCAGGAGGCAGACGGAGCUCAGUCCGUGGCAGAGCAGGAAAUCCAGGAGGCAAGGAGAAGACUUGCCCAGGAAAUACAAGAAGCUGAAGAUCUCAAACUGAAACAGCAGCAGCUGGAGAGGCAGGAGUUUGCUGUGCAGACAGACAGCAUGGAAUCCCGGGAGGCAGCGAUACAGUAUGACGUCAUGGGCCAGCCCAGGGACAAGGCCAAGCCAACCACUCAGUCCGUGUCAACAACAGCCACAACGCUAACUGAUCAGGUGUUGAUUGAUGAGACGCGGCUGAAGGAGCUGCAGGAGAAGGAGCGGCUCUUUGAACAGCUGCGCUGGCGAAUGGACCACGACACCAUGGCGCUCGAAAUGGACCGAGUCAGUCCCAUCGGUGCUCAGGACGAAAACGUCUACGUCAGUCCCAAGACGUCCACCGACGACGAUUCGUCCAGUGUGGCGACGACUGUCAAGGCUCACCCGAAGCUGGGAUUGCUGAAGAUGGAGGAGAUGAGUGAGGGUCAGACCCCGUCUACCCUCACCCCUGCCACCAUGACUCCCCUCUGUCACUCCCCCAGGAGUGGUUCCCCCACACCUAGCAACUAUUCCACCUCCAGUAUGUCCCUGCCCAGCAUGUCUGACUCCAGCAUGUCUAUGUCUAUGGAGCAUGGCGGACAGAAGAGCAAGGCAGCUCUCUCCAGGCGAAGGUCGAGGGAAGGUAGUUCUCCAACCAAGGAGAAACCAUCACCCACAGCUGAGGAUGUGACAGCAAGGCUGUAUCCUGGCUCUCCAAGCAGCGUGAGGAAAGCUUGGCAGGCUAAAGGGGAAAAGGAGGAAGGUGGCACAGUACCUGCACCCGAGAGAAGCAAGUCACCCACAACCUACAAGAAGAAUGGUCGCACUUAUGUCAGGAAAAGAGCGCUCCAUGAUGCAAGUGAUGAUAACCCCUUCAGUGCAGGUCAGACUCCUCCUGUGAAACCAAAGACACCAGGCAGACCUGCCCCUUCCUCAAGUUCAAUAUCAGAAGAUCGUGGCUCUACUGCUAACGGCACCCGGGCUACCAGUCCCAAGAGGGAACGGCAAAGGCAGCUGCAACCAAAGAGUCCAACAAAAGAUCGAAGCUCUGUAUCAACAUUACAAAGUGAUGAUAGUGUGAAACAGACAAGAGCACAAGAGCAGAAACAGUCUGUUGUAACUGGUACAACCGUGCAUCGCGAGAAACGUAUUGUGGUCAAGAAAGCACAGGCAGAAACAGACUCAGUAAGUUUGCUGUUGCAAGAGACUGGGGAUUCUUCAGAACCACUAACCAAGCCAGGUAAAAAGCACAGACCUCGAGUGUUUCAUGUAGAAGACUCUGUAGGAAAGAUAUUACAUGACAGUGGUGACCAGACUGACUCAGGGAUCUCUGUAUCCAUUGAAACCAUGACCACUCGUGUGGAGGUAAAGGCAGACCAAGCACAGACAUUCCCAUUGGACAGGAGAAAAGUUGAGUCUGAAGAUACCCAAACUCCACCCAGUUUUCUUGAGCAAGUUUCAGCCAGGUUGGAAGCAGUUCAGCAGACUAAAGAUUCUCUUGACACUCAGUCGAAGGCAGAUUCAUCAUCAUUUGGCAGCUUUGUUGGAAGAGACAGGGGUGAUAUUUUGAACAGAAGGGCAGUGUCAGCAUCAAGAGCUUCCUCAGUGGCGGAGACUUUGAGUGAAGAUUGGAGCACGGUGUCAGACAGUGCUGCCAUUGCCAAUAUCAAAAAGCGCUGGCAAAGAAGGAGAUUUAUUGACAGACCAGAAGACGUAUCGCCGAUCACGUGGGGACCUACGCCGUACCAAAGGCCAAGAUCAGCUGGUGAUGAAAGGAAGCCACGCUGGUGGUCAGUAGGAGGGAUGGGAGGUGGCGGUGGUGGAUCAGAUACACCGCUGUCCCUCAGCACUUCUGAUACGGAUUCCCUUUACAGUGUGAGAUCGGCAAGGAGAUACGGGUCUGCAGACUCCAUUGCACACGACGCAUUUGCCAGAAGUCUGAGAGGUGAGGAGGGGGCGUCACCCUCCCCAGCACCCAUCAGGAGAUCUAAAUCUGCAGGUGCUGUGAAGACCACAAGCAGUGGACUGGCCGCCCUUGCAGAUAUCAGGUCUCGAAGCCCGUCAUCCCGACUCCUCCCCACCCCUCCCAAGAGGAAACCUCCAGUAGGGGGCUCCAGAACAACUUCCCCUCGCAGUCCUUCUGGAGCAAAGUCUGCAACCAAACCUAAACUAGACACUUCAAAGAAAACAACCUCACACGAGAAAAGACUUGUCUCCCCUACAAAGCCGCAAGCAUCACAAGGUGCCAAACCCAAACGGGAAAUGUCCCCACCAAAGUCAGUAGAGAGGAAAAUUUCUUCAACAAAAGCUGCUAAAGGAGAAGUGUCGCCAACAGAAGCUGCUAAGUCUCCAACAAAGACUGUGAAAAGAGUAGGCUCGCCUACUAAGAAUACUUCUGGGAUAAAAUCGCCAACAAAGACCACUUCUCCCACAAAGCCACUGCCCCCAACCAAGCCGACUAAAGCAGUCUCAUUACUUGCCACAAAGUCAAAGAGCCAAAUGCCCAAACCACCAAUCACAAGACCCAAACCCAAGCUGGAUGAUCUCAAGAAAAAAGCGAAGAGCACCCCAAGAAGUGAACCAGAUGGUAAGGCAAGAGAAGACAAGAAAGUUAAGCCUCCAGUGCCCAAGAAACCCACAAGCCUUAGUAGAGAUAGUAAGGCUUCUGUGGGUAAGACUGAUGCUGCCCCUAAAGCAACCAGUCCAGUCAAGAGAAAGACUCCGUCUCCAGCUGCAAGAUCUCCCUCAGUAACAUCACCCACACGAUCUUCUCCAAAGUCUUUUCCAAGUGAUGCUUCCACAAGGUCUGAUCCUUCAGUCAAGUCCAAGUCUCCAUCAGAAGCUUCUUCCAAAUCUGACGGCAAAGGUAGAAAGUCUAAGUCUCCUGUGCAAAAAGGGUCAACAGGAAAACCAAGAAAAAUUACGUCCUACGUUAUAGGCCCAGAACCCAAUGUAGAAAAAUACAAGCCAAAAUCUAAAGUCCGUGCACAUAUCAAGAGGACGCUUGCAGAGAGAGCAAAGAGAGGUGAUACUCCAUCCAGCCAGGAAGGCUCCAUCCUUAGUGGUGGGACUUCAUCUGUUUCCAUAGCAAUGGAUGAUGUCAUGACCGAAGCGACAGAAGAGAGUGUUUAUUCUGAUGACUCUCUUGAAGGAGAGGAAGGUGCUGAAAUGCCUUCCACUCCAAAGUCCCUUACUGUGCAUCCUCUACCCAUCAAAGAGAGAGUGGAGGCAAGCUCUGACACCGAGAGUAUCUACUCUGUGGACUCUCUGAUGGCUGAGGGGGAGACAAGUCCAGAGAGCGACUCCCUCAUGAUCAAAAAAGUGGGUCACAAAAAGGUCAGGAAAGAACCGUCAGAGCUAGAGGCUGACAGUCUAGACAGUGCCGAUUCUCUGGAAGAUGCGUGGGAGGAUGGAGCAGUGGCAGCUUUGAAGAAGGCAGUGGAUGCUGGUGACGAACACGCAGCACAAAGGGGAGUAAACGUUCACAUCGAAGCUUCUGCAGAAAUGCAGUCUUCAAUGGAAACUGUGUCCACAGCUGUGAGCUCUGAUGUGACAUCACAGACAACAGAGGGAGCGGACGAUGCCUCAUCUGUUAUUGAACUCGGGGAAGAGAUGAUGAUUGAUAGUGAUGUUACAUCAGCUAGUGCUGCAGUGAUGGAAGGAGAGAUGACUUCAGAUGAUGUGCCUACACAGGAAGCCAGGGUAACUACAGAAGAGCCACAGCCAGCUGCUACAAGUCCUACAUCACUAAACCUUAAGGAAGUGCCACAAAAGCCUGCAGAAGAUGGAGAAAGUCCAUCUGAGAAGGACAGCCUUGCAUCAGACAGCUCUCCUGACAAGGAGGCGCGUGCUGGAGUACCUGCGGGGAAACAGUCCUCUGCAGAAGCUGCUGGUGAUGGGGAUGAUGAAGCUGCUAGAUAUUCUGCUGAUUCACUGAAUGAAGCUGACAGUCCUACAGAUGCAGAGGAGCCUAAACCUGCGGAGUCUGAGAAGACACUUGUUGAUGGCAAGGAAGGUGCUGUUGAUCAGCUAGGACAAAAAUCCAAAGGUGAUCAGAAGCAGCCUGCCUCCAAAACUGCCACAGGAGAAAGAUUGGACAAAGAUCUGACACAAGAACAGAAUACCUCUGUACCUGUAUCAAAGAAAAUUGAUUCAGACAAUGAGAGCAUGCAUUCGGAUGAUUCCCUUGCAGACUCUAGGGAGGCCAGUAGCUUACCAACAGGCAAGCAACAAUCUUCAAAGCCUGCUCGGAAAGUAAGAUACACAAGGAAGCUUCCCUCUGAGACAGACACAUUCUCCGAUGAUUCCCUGUCAGACAGAGCACACAGGUCAUCACCACCUAAGAUCCACAGAAGAGUCAAACAGCUACAAGACAGUACGGAGUCAGAUGGGGUGUACUCAGUGGACUCACUAUCAGAGGAUGAGCCUAAGUCACCCAGGAAGACUCCAGCAGCCAGAAGGGUGAGCUCAGAAGUAGCGGAGGCUUCUAUGCCAACACCAGAACCAAUAGCAGAGGAGGACAAGGAGGAGUCUUCAAGGGCUGAUGAUCAGGUAUCUGAAGACUCAUUAGGGGAAGAAGACGUGGCUGAAGAAAAGGAUGAAGAUAAACAACAGGAAAGUGAAGUCCAAGAGGAGGACAGUCUAACAACAGUUGAUGAAAGCCACCCAGAGAUUGAUCAAGACAUACCAGUAGUGCCACAAGAAGGAACAGAGCAAGAGCCCAAACAGAUUGACUCCAAACAGGAAACACAGCCAGAGCCCAGUUCAGGGGAAAGGCCUGAUCUUGACAAAGACUGGCAAGAGAUGAAGACCACAAAAACAGAGAGUGAAGAAACAGAAGAAACAGAGAUGAUCACUCGAGAAGAUGAGCUUGCUGAUCACAGAUACCUGCUAGCUGAGGCUAACAGGAGCAGUGAUCAUGAAGUUGACAGUGAUGCCUCCACUGAUGAGAAACAAGAAAGACUUGAUUCAACUAAUGAUGACAGAAGCCCAGAAGCUCCCGCCAUGCAGUUGGAAGAUCAUCUUGCUGAAGAGAGCCCGACAUCACAACCUGAUGAUCAUAUUUCAGAGGAGCAUGUAAGAGAAGUUGAUGAGCAAACAUCUGCAGAUGUGAGAGACAAUCAGUUAGCAGUAGAUUCAAGAGUACAGAGUGACAAAGAACAGAGUGAUGGAAGUGAUUUUGACCUUCCAAGUGUUCUGCACAUAAUUAGUGACAUACAGGCCCAGGCUGUAGAAGUAUCUAACCUCUUGACCACUGAAGAAGAGAGAGUCUUGCCAACCACAAUAGAAAGUGGCCAACAAACAACAAUCAGACAUACUAAGAAAACGUUGACAACUGGACCUGUAGUCGUAGAUGAAGUUGGGUUUGAAGAAGUCAAGAGUGAGUCUGCAGAUUUUGGAACACAUGCUGAGGAAGCCACAUCUAAGACACACACUGAGUCUGCUGCAAGUGCAGUCAUCGGAUCAAGUAGUACGCAGUUCAUUUCCAAUAGAGAAGGAUCAAGUAUGGAUGCUGAAUCAGAGACUGUUGGUGCAGAUGUACCUGGCUAUUCAGGUAAAGAUGUUUGCACCACAGGAACACAGUGGGACAAGCCAGAGCAAAGCACAGCUGCAGUAGGUACUGACAGUACUGAACAAAAAGACCUCAGUAUGAACACAGAGGAUUCCGCCCAGUUAAGUGACACAACAAACACAGAACAAGAUCUCCCCAAGUGUACAGAAACAUCUACACUGACACAGUUGGACAUGUCACAGCAAGAGGUAACUGCUGUUAGUACUGAAAGUGUUGGACAAGAAGACUUUGGCCUCAACAAAGAAGAUUCCACACAGCUACAUGACAGGAGAACAAACACAGAAGUUUCCCCCAAGUACACAGAUGAAUCAAAAGUAACGCAGUUAGAUAUGUCAGAGCAGUUGCCAGCUGCAGUAGAUACUGAAGUUGACAGACAACAGGACUUCAGGACCAGAACAGAAGAUUUCACCCAGUCUAGUGACAUUGCAGCAACUACAGAACAAUUUGUAUCUGAAUAUGCAGAUGCAUCAACAGAAACACAGUCAGACCAGGGGGUAACUGCACAUGCUGUUGUUACCACUGAACAACAAGAUGUUGUCAUCAAAACAGAAGGGCCUAUCCAGUACGGUGACAGCACUGAACAUGCAUCAAUAGAGACAGAGUUGGACAAGUCUGAGCAAAGGGCAUCAGCUGUAAGUGCGGAGGAACAAGACCGCUACCAUUAUAGUGACAGCACAGCAGAUACGGAGGCAGCUGAGCACACACAGGUAACAAGCACUGAUGACAUAGAUGUGACUGAUAGUCAUGAACAACUUGUUAGGGAUUCAAACUUGACCAGUAGGAGAGUUCCAGAAGCAGAGGAGUCCACUCUGAAAUCACCUGUGCAAGGAACUACAGCUUUUGGUGCCCAAUCUUCAUUGUCUUAUCACAAGGAGACAGAAAGUUCCACCAGACCACCAGGGCAAGACAGCAGCUCUCGUUUAGUCCUGUCUUCAACAUCUUCCAACUCAUUUGAACAACAGACAGUUGCGUCUCCCAGUGAUUUGACCCCACAUCUUGAGAAACAUUUCCCAACAAGUCACUUGGUCAAAAAGAGAGCUGCUGCUUCAAGAAAGGUGUCAGAUGAUGCAGAGAAAGACCCUGUGCCCCCACAGCCACUUUCUCCAGCCAUAGAGUUCUUUGCUGAGGAGUUUGCCAUCAGGACAGUUGAUGGUGCCAUGAGCUGGAUCUCUCAGGAGAUACGAGAGGGCACCACUAUUGAUGAGCUGAAGUCACAGUACGAGUCAAACAAAUUGAGCUGUCAUGACUUCCCAACUCCAGAAACUACCUCAGAAGAAGAAGAUUCACUGGAUGGUCCAGACAAAAAGGUUGAAACGUCUCGGCAGGUAAGCCCUCCUGCUGAAAUGGUUUUCAGGAAGAUUAUUGUGGAGAGGUCUGAAGCAGAGGAGGACUCGCCGCAAACAGAAUCUCUUGAAGAUGAUUCCUCUGAGGGAGCUGACCAGGCAGUUCCACGCAUUGUAGAAACAACACGAGUGAGCACGGUGGCUGGAUGUAUCACAUAUCACGUAGAACAUGAGAUAGAGGGGGAAGAAUCAUCUGAACAUCAAGGGGAGGAAGACACUGAAGAUGAUGACUCAGGCAAGGAUAUCACACAGAAUGACAUUGGGUCAGCUUCACCAUCCAAGAAAGACAUGUUUGUUUUCGAAACUCAGCAAGUGGAAAACUUUGCAGAGAGAGUCAUCAGCAAAGCCGUCACUGAGGCUGUGACCUCCGUCCUUACAACAGACAGUGAGAGUGACCUGUCAGACUUUGAAAAGAGUCCUGCAUACAGCAGAAAGAACAUCGGUAGUGCCAAGGGGCAGGAUGCAGCUAAGGCAACUCCUGCAAGAUUGGCAGAUGAUUCACAAAAGGAAUCUCUCCAACUGCUGAGUUCAGACACAUCAACAUACUCAUCCACAGCAAGCCUGGAGGACUCCUCCGAUCACACUCUCAUCUACCAGAAGUCCUUCCAGCUUCUCAGCUCUGACACCUCCACAUAUGGCUCCACGGUGAGUCUGGAAGACACGGUGGAGGACAUCUCAGACAAGACUCUCGUCUCCUCUCCAGAGGUUGAAAUGCUCGCCGACAGCGUGGUAUCUGUGGCCAUCAAAGAGGCCUUUAGAGAUGCCAGUAAGGCUGAACAUGUGGAUGAACUUCCUGAGAGAACAGAACCUGAUGGAGAGCAUCAGCCAUCUGCUGGUCCAAUCUUUGCAGUGGCUUCUACUGGGUCCCAACAGCUGCCACACAAAACUUCAUGUAUUGAGGAUGAAGACAGUGAUAUCGGUAUGACUGAUGAUGAACUUGACAUUGAUGAUGAUAGCACAGCUCCCUUAACCCCUCCUUUCGAGAAGGAGGCUUCAGAUCAUGUCCAUCAAGUCAAUGAGGCAGAUGAGUUGGCUGCUUGUAGUGAUGUCACAAUACCUGAAAUUGCAUCUGUACCACCCACAAUAGGUGAGGAUUCUGUGGACAUCGACAAGACAAAAGAGGAGGAAAUGCCAGAUGCAGAGCUUGCUCCUAUCAUUACCCUUGAUCCACUGCUGCAAGGACCUGAACAUCCUGUAUCAAAAGUAUCAGAUACGACUUCUGAAGGAACUUCAAGUACAGUGAUGCCUGAGUUACAGCAGGACCAGAAAGAAGCAUUGCCUUCUGAGCAAGUAGAAGCAUCCAUUGGGCCUGAGAUGGAAGACACUAUACAGGAGGAUUCUUCUAUUUCAAGUCAUGAUGAUACAUCAGAAGACCAGACAGAAGCUGAUGUGCAACAAGUUGUGUUGGAAGAUGAUGAACUCACGGUACCUCUUGCUGAUGUGUCCCUUGAUCCUGAAAAUCAGAACCUGUAUCCAGAGGUUGUCAAGAUAACACACACAUCAGAAAAUGACAAAGAUACAGUAGAGGAAGAUGUCAUGGCUACAGAUGAUGGUCACAUUGAGAACAACAAUGCCGUUGUGCCAGCAGAUGCUGUCAUACAUGCACUUGACCACUUUGAAGAACAAGCUCUUGUGACUGACAAGUCUGAGGAAACUUCUGAGGAGCCUGACACAGUGACGUGGGUCGAUAGCAUUGAGGAGGAAGACUUACCUGAGGAUGAAGAGAGAACAGUUGCAGCACCGUCUACCAAGGAUGCUGCCGAUGCACAUCCUCAGGCAGAUGGUUUUGAGCAAAGUGACAGGCACAAGACUAGCCAUGAGAGAGAAGAUGUAUUAGAAUGGCAGCCAUUUGUCUCUGCUGCAACUGUACAAGAUCAGUUGGAAAGGAAUGACUUACCCCAACCUCUUGAGUCAAGCACACCAAAUGGACACAAAGUCCCUACAGAUGCGGCAGCUCCUGUCACUGUAGAUAAAGUACUAACUGAAGACCAGAGGGCUAAACCUAUUCCUCCUAUGUCCCCAGACAGAGAACCAGUGCCUCAAGAUCAGACUGAUGAUGACAAAUAUAUGUCAGCUGCAAGCAGCGGUGAAGACAUUGACAGUUGGACAAAAGUUCUGGGAUAUAAGCCAGAUGGUGACUUACAGUCAUCACAGUCUGACAGUGGAGACGACAAGGGGACGACCUCUACUGAGGACACGGGAGACGGACUAGCAUACCAAGGGUUCACAUCUCCAGAGGCAAUGUCAACUGGAACUACUCCCACACCAACAUCUCCAUUCUUCCAAGAACCUGGCACCUCAGACCAGAGUCAGCCUUCCUUGUUUGAGCAGCAGUCCGACAGUCUUGACGUAGAUGCUUCAGAGACAUACAAAACUCAGCUACCGGAGGAAGAGCAGGCAUCUUCCGAUGGAACAGAGGAUGACGACAGUGCAUCCAGUUUCUCUGCCUCUUCAACUGACAGUGAGGAAUAUUCCGAGCAUGAUGCUUUAGUGGAGCGUAGCAUGAUGGUUUCUAGAAGUCAAUCAGAGCAAAUCCUGCCAGCUUCUAAAAGGCCGAGAACUAGUGACUGGGGUAGGCAGCAGUCGCUUGAAAGUGCAGGAAUUUCUGCUGCUGAGCCAAUUGGUGAACGCUCUAGAAGCUUACCUAGGAAUGUUGCUAUGGAUAAUGAUGAUAUGGAUGAGGAUACACCAAAACAGAAGGUUGGUACUGAACAGCCUUUAGAUGUUGUAUGUGCUCCCUGUCCUGUGCAGCAUGGUUCUGUUUCUUUUGAAGAGGCAGAGCCUCGUCAGUCUGUGAAUACCCCAGAAAAGACACAAAGCGAAGAGUCAGGACUUUUUGUUACAGAAGAUGCUCUUUUGCAUGACGAUGCCAUAGACAAGAAUUCAACACUAAUGCAUGCUGGGCAUGAGGCAGGAAUUGAAUGUGCUGUGUCAUCUUCAGUUAUCCGUGGUGACCUGCCAUCCUCAGUUUCUGUUUCUGACUUUGAGUUGCCCAGUAGCAAGGUACCGUCACAUCCUGAGUUGGCUUUGCCUGGCAGUCGGACCACGACGUUUUCAGUUGACAGAGAGAGCAUGGUCUCUGAUGCGUCUUUCCCACCAUCCACUACUCCUGAGCAGACACCACCAGGUGUUUCCCCUGUGCUCCUGCAGAAUACUACCAAGCUAGCAGAGCAUAAAGCCCCUGUGUCAGCUCCCAACGAUCAGCUGUCAGAUUCUUUGUCUUUGUGUGGACCCAGGCAAGUAGACGAGGCAGGGUCUUCAACAGAUGCAAAACUCAAUGACACAGCCCACAUCUUGCCAUCGGAGCAGGCCUCACCGCUUACGGAUCUCCCUAACAUGCAACCACAGGACCGCAGCACCCACUCGUUUGAGGAACAGAUAAUUGGAAAAACUACUGAUGAUUUGCCGCCAAGCGUUAUAACCAAACAAACUGAGACUUCAGCUACAAAUUUGCCAAGUAUUGCAUACGAGUCAAACAUCCCAUUGAACUUUGAAGUAUACAAUGCAGACAACUCAGCCCUGGAUGAAAAUACGGCGAGAAGAAACAGUGCUGGUGACACUGAAAGCAACUCAACAAUUUUACACUAUGAUUACCAGGGCACCUUACCAGAUCUGCCUACCAAGAGCUACAGCUACGGAAAUCAGCAAGCUGAGAUGUACCAGCAGAUGUCAGGGCACAUUGGGACGAGAUCUUUCGAAGAGGAGUUGGUUGGAAGUUACCCCAGCCUGCCAAUCAAAACAAAGGAGUUUGUCACCCCAGCUGCCACUCCCCUUCCAACUGGAUUGCAGGGUGCCUCUGAGAGUCAGCAGGUAGAAGAAACCUCUGAUAGGAGGAAGAUCACCCUACCAAUGUAUCACAGUCUGGAUAGCCAGGAGAGUGAUACACUGCCCUCUUUAGAAAGUGAUGAUGGAAACAGAGAAGGAGAAGACAACAGAGAAACUGAGCAGUGGCAAGGGCAUGUGAGUGAUGUAAAACAGACAGCUGUGACAUCUACACCCCAGUCUACUUCUCAUGAUCGUCAGCUUCUUGAACAAAGAGACAACAGUUGUGUUGUAAAUGUAGAAAGUCCAAACAUCUUGCAUCCAUAUUCUCUCACUCAUGAGGAAGGACUGAACAGCCAUCCAUACUCCUUACAACAGGCAGUACAGAGACGUGAAGCUACUUCAGAAACAUCUCACCUACAGAUGGAAUCACUCCGAAUCGAAAUAAGCUCUAUAGACAGCUUGACCCAUACCUCAUCCGAACAUGCAGUUGGCAGUGAUAACAUAGUACGUGGUACGUCAGUGGGAGAUGAAUACCUUCUAAAAACAGACCUCGCUGAUGGUGUUCAGUUCCAGCAGAUGAGACAGAACACAACAGACGUGUCACCCAGCCCUUUGAACGUGUUUGACCUCGACCCAAAUGACAACGACCUACGCGUGUUGAGAGAGACCCAGGAGAGUCUGGACAGGGUUCUAGCGGAGACAGGGUCUUUGAGUCCGGUGUCGUCAACAGAUGAGGUGAGGUCCAGCGACUCGGAGCUCAUGGCUCUGAUGGCUGAACUGGAAGAGGAGGAGUUCCUGGAGAAUGUUGGCAAGUCCAGCAGUUUUAGUGCCCUGGACCAGCGGCGCAGCUCCAACAGUAGUGAUGACGACUGGCCACACUCAGUGUCUCUUCCUAGUGUGAGGGAGAGGGAACUCUCACCAGUACUGCCUCUUAUUCUGGUCAGUAAACCCUCACAAGUUGAACCACAACAGAUGCCUUCUCUUGACAAUAAUGCUUUGGCACAACAGAACACAGCAGUCAGUUCUUUUGACAACCAACCUAGAGUCUCGGCAAACUUCUCUUCAUUUGAACCAACAAAGGACACUGCAGAGCCGUCUAUCUCUAUCCCACAUAAUGCAGAUGUCUUGACACUUCAUUCUGACAACGUCUUUGAAAGCUCUCCAGACAUCCCACAUACCCAAGACGUAGUUAUACUCAGAAGAAAACCCAAGGAAUCCAAGGAGACCAAAGCAGAGACGGCAGCUAAGAGAGUGUCGUUCAGUGACGAGGUAGACGUUCUUCAGCUCAGCUCUCAGUCCUUGGCUUCAGAAACAAGCGAGCCUGUGUUUACAUCUCCAAUAGUCACGACCACAGCUGUGAGGAAGCUAGAUUCCACAGUCAGUACUGUAGAACUCAAGUCUAUAUUGAAACCAGAUUCCUCACCACAGGGCAAGCUCCUGCCAAGUACUGAGGCAGAAAACUAUCAGGAUGCUGCUGCGAAAGAAAGGAUCACCUUUCAUCCGUCAGACACCAGUGGCUUUAAAACCCCCAUAGACAGCCCCAAGUUAAAGCGAAGAAACCCCAGGAAGCCAGGCAGCACUUGUAGUGAGGGUAACCUGGACAACCUGGACUCCAUCCUCACCAGCUACACUGCUGCAACUGGAGGGAAGAGCUCCAGUAUGGACAACGACAUCAAUGCUCUAACCAGACCACUCACAACACCUCUACAGGCAUAUGCAGUAAGGGUGAAAAAGCCUGAGGACAGCGAACCAAACGACCUCAUUGGGGAAACUGACAGCCCUUCACACACUCUCAACUUUGAGAACUCUGACAGUCAGAUUCAAGAAGCAUCCUCUCACAGACAUCAACACAGAUCAGCACAACAGUCCGAGUACAAGGACAUCCAGGCCACACAGAGUCCAAAUCAAUAUGAAGGUGACUAUGACUAUACAGGGACUCAGCAUGAUGCAGUUUUUGAGCAACUCACCAGAGGGCAGUAUUCUACUAGCAGCCCAACACCAACAAGUGAAAUCAUUUAUGACCUGGAUAAACCGGUUUUUCAACCUGGCUCUCCCAGCUCCCCUGGGGGUGUAACGGAAACUGUCAGCCAGCAGGUGUCCCCAGACAUGGAAAGCAGCAUGUACACACGGAGAGCCACCACAAGUCUGCCAUCAGAGAGUGCCCUGAAUCUGAGAAAUGCUGCAGUUUCGCAGGAAACACAACUGAGACAACAACAACAGAUGGAUCAAGACCUAGCUGCAGUGUCACCAGGGCAGAGGGCUGAGUACAGCGACACAGACAACUUGUCUCAGCUGCUGCUAGAUACAAGUGACCUAUCCAACAACAGUGACCAAACGUCAGACAGCACUAACACUGCAGAACUGUUCAGGGCAGCUGAGGACUUGGUAGGUGAUUUUGAAGACACUGAGACAUCCAACUCUUCACUCAGUCCAAGGCAAGGUACAUUUGACCAAGGUUCUCGUCGUUUUAACUUAGAAAGCUCCUCCCAGUCAUCCAGUAACACAAGUGUGUCAACAUUGGUGGAGAGAAGGGUUCAUGCUCACAGUCAGUCCAGUGAGACAGUGUCUAUAGAUACAAGAUAUGGUUCUGUUGGAGGCAUGGAUAGGCAUACAGCUGGGUCUGUCACUUCAGUCAAAAUAACCAAGGACAUGCAAACGGGAGACGACGACAACUUAGAGCCCCUGAGAGUGAUAACCCCCAGCAAGUACCAAAAGACAGUUUCAACAGCCGAUGAAGACCAAGUGCACAGAUCAUCAGGGAAGUCUCUAAGCCUCCCCAGCCUGGGGCCGAGUCCUCCCCUCAGCGCAUGGGACAUCUUCAGACAGAGAUUCGAGCAGAAACGGAACACCAUGGAGAAGGCGAUAGGAACGGAUGACAGGGAGAUGAGAAGUGAGGCGGUUGGUACUGAUGACAGGGAGCGGCUGCUGAGAAAUGCUGCUACAGGGAUGGAUGACUUGCCUGCAAGACACACCAGGUCUGAAACUACAGAAGCUGACUGGUCUCUAGAGUAUGAACACUUGUCGGGGAUUUCAUUAGGUACCACUUUCUCUACUGAACACUCAACGGAAUAUCCAGAAGAGGAAGGUCCUGGAGAAUAUCAAAUUACUACGGAACCGGAGUACACAGAAAAUGGCCUCUCGGAAGUUACAUCUGGGUACGGUAGCGAGCUGAACCUGCAUGCCGAUGCCAUCCGCCGACAUCGGGUGGCCAGCCAGAAGGACAUGACGAGACAGAAGUGUUCAGAAUACAUCCAGCGACAGGAGGGGUACAGCGAUGAGACCUCCAGUAAUGAGGAGAGUGAAGACGCCUCCUUCAACAGUCCUACCAGGCAGUCGGAAGGGCUGCUGAUCGAGGCAUCUGACUUGGACACAAAUCCGUCCAUCUCACCUAUGUACCUGAGUCCAGAUGGAGAGAGGGGUAAGAAACACGUGUCCUGGUCUCCUGAGCCACAGGUCAUCAUCUCCCAACAGUCUGGUGGAUCACAGAGCACAGACUCCCUGCUGGAUGAGAACCCUCUGUGCCCGACUAGUCCAGAGAUAUCAUUCAGCAGCAGAUCUGAUUCUAGAACAGAAUAUACAGCAUCAGCAAGCAAUGUCAGGUCAUCUACACCUGCAAGAAGUACGGGAAGCCCGCAGUUUCGAGAUGUUGGAAUGCCAGUACAGUUGACCAGCUUACUAGAGAAGUCGGCCCAAAGUGACAGUUUCACUCAGACAGACUCCUUCUCCUCACAGUCUCUCAACCUCAGCCUCUCUAGCAGUGGUUCCAGCAGUGACUUCUACACUAAAGAAAACCAGCUGCAGAACCUGAAACACGAGAGAGAUAAUAUCAUGGCUUACUUCGGACGUGAUCUCAGCAGGCAAGAGCUCACUGUAGAACUGGCCGAGGCCAAGAUCAACUAUGGCAUCGGUGAAACGGAUGCAAUGCUGAGGAUGCUCCAGUUCGGAUUGCCCCUGGAUCACCCCCUUGCUGAGGUCUACAUGAAAGAGAAGGAGAAGGAGGCUUUUGAGAGAGUGCGCAGCAGAAGUUCAAGUCCUGUGCGUAACGUCAGUCCAUCUAGGACACCCGCCGGCCUUCGCAGUGGCAGCGCGUCACCUGAAAAGUACAGCUCACCGACGGCACAUCUGCGCACGUCGUUGUCACCACAGGAGGCGUCGGUCGCAUCUCCUCAGAAACACAACCAGAUUGACGAGCUGCUGAUGGAGUACCAGAGGGCACGGCACCACGCGGACAUGGAGAUCAACAAGGCCAGGCAGAAGCUGAGGGAGAGGACGGAGGGCGAGCGGCGCAGGCUCCAGCAGGAGAUGGAACACCUGAGGACAGUAGAGAAGGAGAAACUCAGCACCGUGAAGAACGUAGAGAAAGCUGUGGUGGAGGAGAAGAAGAAUCUACUGAAGUGGCAGAAACCUGCUAGGACACCUGGAGAGACAGAUGGAGAGAAGACCAACAGAAAGAUGGCCCGGCAGCCGGUUGACCCACCAACACACGACAGCCCACAGUCGCCAAUACUUGACCAGCAUAUUGAUGCAGAGAUCCAGCAGCUCAGGCAGCAGUAUACCGCACUCUCCUCCAUGAAGACCGACAAAAAACCCCCACCACCCCCAGAGAAGGCCCACCAACAGCGAUACCUAGCACCACGUCAGGUCCACCGGCAGAACAGUGACACCUCCUCAGUCUCCUCCACAACCUCGUCUGUGACCAGGUGUGUGGACGAACAUUACACCAAGACAGAGGAGAUCCUCACAUCAGCAGCUGCCCAGCUCCAGAGGAUCAGGGAGAGGGCCAAGAGAGCUGUACUGAUGGGUCCGCCUGCCUCAGACGAGUCCGUGCAGAGUGCGAGGGGGAGGUCACCGACAGCCAGGAUCACACCCAGCAGUCUGCACCACAACCUCACAACACAGUCUGCUGCACCCCAGGGGAGACAGGAGACCAACAACAAGGAUUUCAACUAUUCACAGUCCCUACAGCGAAUAGAAACAGCUUAUCCCAGAUAUGUUCCACCUACAGACCCUUCUGUACCACAUGGAGGAAGGGUUGCGUACCCAUCAGAGUUGGACUCCAUGUCAGACAUCAGUUCUGCGCAGUACCUCUCUGAUGACACACUGUCUAUAGCAAGCACUGAGCACAGCCUGGCCUGGGACAACUACGGAAACACUCCCGACUCCAUCGUCACCAGAGAUCAGCCCCAGUACCACACUGCCGAGGACUUAUACGCUAAGUUUAGGAGGAAAGAUGCUAGACAUACUGCCACACAUUCAGAACUUGCUGCAUCCAGAGUACAUGAAACAUCAUCAAGGUUCAGCCAACGAAACAACGACUUGUCUCCUACUAGAACGAGAGACGUCUCACAGUUGCAGUCAAGCCAGGCUGGUACAAAAAGACCAGGUUUGAUGGAACACGAACAUCCUACCAGAGAAAGUCAGGCAGGAGGGAGAAGGGAAUUGAGAGAAGAAACAGCAUCUCCAUCUAGAACACAUGAGUACGUUGCAGGGUUACAGACGAGGACUAGAGAGGACAUUCCUGUGGAGUUGGAGCGGUACACUCCCCCCAGGAGGGUUACCGUGGAGACGUGGGAGGAGAUGGACAGGCACUACCAGGACAGGGUAGAGAGGCAGAGGAGCAACUUGUUGAAGGGGACCACAAGACCAUCACCUCAGGACAGCCCAGAAGCUACCGGCAGUCCAACAAGGGGGCCUGAAUCUGCCCAACCACAAGACCUCACUUCACUUGGCCAACAACUGACAUCACAUGUAAUGAGUGAGGUGUGCCAGGUGCUGGGUGGUGCAGGGGGUUUCUCCAGACCUCGGUCUGCUGGAGGCUGGAUCUUCCAGUCAGAAGAGAAAGAUGUGGUGAUCUAUAGAAAAAUUCUUGACAACUCUCCAAUCCACUGUUUCCUCGGGAUUGGAUUGAUAGCUGCCCCAGUGGGAACAGUGUGGAGAGUUGUUAGGGACCUGAACACACGGCGACAUUAUGACAGAACGCUCAAGGACAUAAGAACUGUGGCUACUUUGGGAAGAGGUGCAAGAAUCGUGCACAGUGUGCAUGAGACGUCGCAGUGCUUCCUACAGCAGCCACGGGACUUCUGCUGCCUGCUGCAGGAGGGCAGUCAGGGAGGGAGGUACAUCCUGGCAGCCCAGUCUGUGUCCCAUCCCAGCUGCCCCCUGACAGCAGGGGUUACCAGAGGUCACCUGUCCCAGUGUGGACUGGUGCUGGAGCCUGUGGUACAGGGCAACAAGGAGGUGACCAGGGUGGCCUAUCUCAUCCAGGUGGACCUAGGCGCCUCCGUCCUGCCCCAACUUGUCAACCUGGCCAGCAGGAAACAGCCUCACCUCAUCACCUACCUCUCCAACUACAUCUCUUCUCACACUUAGGAUGGACAACGCUUCUCAGCAAUAGUCAUGGCCAAACAACGAGCCCCGAACCAUGUCACAUAGCACUGUAGGCCUUUAUAUAAAAGGACUGUGUUCAAUGGAGAAGUAACGUAGUCUGGGGAAACUGUCACUGGAUGUAUCACUUCUCAUUUGAAAAAUGUACAUAUAAUCUGGAAGAUGGUCCAAAGGGUUCGCUUCAAAUUCAUACUCGUCUCUCGAAAAGGAGGCUUUUGGAUCAUGAUUAGUGAGCUGCUAUAUAAUAUAAACUGUCUGAUUUCGCAAAGGUGCUGUUGUAAAGAAUGGAAGGUGCAUGUAGCUGUGGUCGUCUGAAUGUCUGAAACGAAAUGGUUUCCUGUAUACUGACUCAGCUAGGUUUGUGCCGUCAGAGUGCCAAAGAAAAUGGUCGUGACUGUUUUGAUGUUGAACUUGAAAGAUGGAGGGUCGCAGCUGUGGUUACAUUGGUGCAAUCACUAACUCAAGAGUCCUCUGUUUUUUUUGGCUCCUGAAGUCUGGAGUUACUGACGACUAACUUAUCUGUGUGUUGGUUCUUCUCACUUGUGGUCUUUGAAAAGAAAGUCUUGUAGCAAUUGCUGAGCAAAUGUGUAAGAAAUGUUUGAAAGGAAAGAUUACAUGUAAGUUGUUGAGUUUUGUAUGUUACCCAACCAGCCUGGAAACAGGUGCUCUACUAUCUGUUGUUUGUAUAUUUUGAAAGGAUGCAGAAAUGCCCAGUUUAAAAGUAUCAAAGUUAUUGAUCACUGUAAAUCGUACUUACGUACAUGUACGAAGUGUGGUUGCCACCCUUGCCAACUCAUAAAGAAUUAUGAUAACUACUCAACUGUUUUGACACUGUGUAGACUUAUCCCAAUGUGCAAAAAAAAAGAGAUAUCUUGCCUUUAGUUAUCCAUGUCAACAGAGUGUAUACAAAUGUCAUGACAUGAUUUUAGCCUAUUCUAUACAGAUCAUCAUGGAAUCACUAUAUGUAGAUGUAUGGAUAUUUUAACCAUUUUUAUUGGGCAACAUUUGUGAAUGGAUUUUAAAAAACAGUUCACAUCUCCCAGUUGCCAAAAUAUAGGUAUGCUAUUGAAGUCGGAAAAAUAAGAUAUGUUUGGAUAUUUCCAUUUUGUGUGAUUUAAGCAAAGCUGUCAUCUUAUUCCUGGCCUGUUUUUGUGUUGAAUGUUUAUUAGAAGCCAGCUGUAUAUGUUGUUGUAGUUGUCUUACAAGCUGAAGAUGUACAUAUGCGUGAAUGUGCCAAGGUCGAAUAAUCUGUCUUGUUCUCGUUCCUUCUGUAUGAACUGUACAGGCCAAAAGUUUUUAUUUGGAGAUAUUUUUGUACAAGAUCAUAUUAUGUGAGAUUCUAAUAUUUAUGCCCAGUGUAGGUGUGUGCCCACAAGACAAUCAUUUGUCAAGUUGUAUUUAUAUAUUGCAUGUAUUUAUAUCAACACCAUACUUUGGCAUUUUUUAUUAUCGUUAUAUUUGCUUGUGAAAGUCCAAAAUUUCUGGCUGUAAAUUUUCCGAUGAUUGUAUUAAGAUGAUUGUGAUCAGGUAAUUCAGAAAUAUUAAAAACUGUAUUGAACAUGUACAAAUAUAA